Messenger RNA from Ceratosolen solmsi marchali, 4733 nucleotides. RefSeq names its product Adenylyl cyclase 13E (gene Ac13E). The transcript is spliced from 11 exons. Gene Ontology annotation, cellular component: plasma membrane. The coding region runs from base 244 to 4554 and encodes 1436 amino acids. The record is from RefSeq and is a predicted model, not a curated record. Gene Ontology annotation, molecular function: adenylate cyclase activity. Gene Ontology annotation, biological process: cyclic nucleotide biosynthetic process; intracellular signal transduction; adenylate cyclase-activating G protein-coupled receptor signaling pathway. Lineage: Eukaryota; Metazoa; Arthropoda; Insecta; Hymenoptera; Agaonidae.
AGGAGCAGAAACUCUCGAAGGAAAUAGUUUUACCACUUCCGUCUCAAUCCUAUUUUUUUUCUUCUUAAAUCGCAAACUUUGAACUUCUCUUGUUUUUACCUCUCUUCGUUAGAGAGGUCGAGCUCGUAGUUCGCGUGCGUUUAAUAACGAUGGCUAUUGUUUUUCUUCAUUGUAAUGGGCAAGUGAUUCAUGCUAUUAACAUUAGGUGUUGUCUUAUCAGCAGCCUUUUUUGGAUGAAUAAAAAUGACCUUACCAGUUGGUCGUAAGCGCGGCUCCUCCGUCAGUUUUACCCGCGCCAAGGACGACAUCAAUGAUGUUACGGACGAGAUUCAUAUCUCACUGGCUCCGUACAUCCAAACUUAUUUGGCUCACAGUGGCCAAGGUCUUGGUUGCUGCGGAAUUGGAUUACCAGUACCUUUUGAGAGAGCUGCACCUAGAUCCUGGUGGAAUCCCAAAUUCGAUUCAGAGAUCUUGGAGGGACAGUUCAAGUGUAGCGCUUUCCCACAGAUAAGACUACGCUUUAGGUACGCGCUUACAUACAUUUUGCUGAUAUCAGUUUCUUGGUUGGCUUACUUUGUUAUCUUUGGAAUUGAAAGUGAAAGUCAAUUUUGGCCAGCUAUAGCAAUUAUGUUUACUACUGUUGGUGUAGUGGUAUCAGUUAUUCUUUACAUCACGUACACGGAUCAUUAUAGAACUUUUGUGUUACCUAUAUCUGUUGGAGUUGCUUUAGUACUUUGUUUUUUAUCGAUAAUAUUUCUGGUGUUUGUACCACCUUAUACUGCUGGCUUAACAUUAGUCGGACACUUUGCAUUAUGCUCGGAAAUUUUAUUGCUUAUAUAUACAGUCUUACCGAUGCCAUUAUAUAUGUGCGUGAUAAUAUGUACAAUGUAUUCGUUUCUCUUUGAAUUUCUCACUGCUUACCUCUAUGGCACUGAAACUGCUAGGGCCGAGUACUUCACUGGAAAAAUAAAAACAUUAAAUACGACAACGGAUUUAUUAAACGAACGGCAUAAUUUUACGUCAGAUCAACAAAAUACCUCUUUAAAAAGUUCAGACAGUGUAUGGAAGAUAAAGGGUGUCUUGAAUGAAAUAAAUUUGAUUAUCAACAGUACAUCCAGUAAGAUUCCUGGAGUUUUACCUGUAAUGGUAUUGAAUUUAGAUGACAAGCAUAAUCUAUUGAAUGCUAGUGAAAACUUUAACACAAUCAAUAUGUCGCUCAGCACACAGGAAGACAUUAAUUUUGCAUUGAUUUUAUCCAUUCGCAUCCUAAUGCAAAUAUGCAUACACUUGAUCGGCGUUCAUAUCUUAAUAAUGACUUUUGUGCGUAUGCGCGGCACUUUCAUGAAGGUUGGUCAGUCAUUACUGGUGCGUCGGCAGCUUGAGAUGGAGAAACAACUGAAGGAAAAGAUGAUACAUUCCGUGAUGCCGCCUAAGGUUGCCGAUUGGUUAAUGGAGGAGAGCGAAAGAGAGCGAGAGAGAGAAGACUCGUUAAAGAAAGGCUCAAUACCGUCCAAUAAUACUGACAUUCGUUCGCUCUUUCGUCCUUUCAAUAUGCACUCGAUGGAUGAUGUCAGUAUACUCUUUGCAGAUAUUGUUGGUUUCACUAAAAUGAGUAGUAAUAAAACUGCGGAAGAACUUGUUGGAAUACUUAAUGAUUUGUUCGAGAGGUUUGACGAAUUGUGCGAGCAGAAUGGCUGUGAAAAGAUUUCAACCCUGGGCGAUUGCUAUUAUUGCGUCAGUGGUUGCCCAGAACCUAGACCUGAUCAUGCCAAGUGCUGCGUGGAAAUGGGCUUAGCGAUGAUCGAAGCGAUAAAGCAAUUCGACAUUGAAAGACGAGAAGGAGUAAAUAUGCGUGUUGGUGUGCAUACGGGCACUGUUUUGUGUGGAAUCGUUGGCACAAAACGAUUCAAAUUCGACGUUUGGUCCAACGAUGUUACUUUUGCCAACAAAUUAGAAAGUACUGGCAAGCCAGGAAGGGUUCAUAUAAGCGAGAAAACCUUGAGUUUUCUGAGCGAUCAAUAUCUCACAGAAGAUGGAGAACUUGUGAAUGGUAUAAAGACGUAUUUCAUAAAGACCCGUAAGGCGGACUUUGUAUCUCAGUUCAUGAAAAACGUAAGCUCUCCAACAAGCAUAUCACCUGUUCUUCACGCUCGGCAUCGGCUGGCCUCCUGCAGCAAUCAAACGAAACCGCGACCUCACUAUCUGUACAUGGUAACUAACGCGAGCAGCUACCGAAUGAAGGCUAACUCCCUUCCAAGUAUUCUGGAUUCGGACAACGAAGCGGAUAGUAAUGACGGCAAGGACGACACCAACAAGUCUCCUACUUCGACUGCGAGUUACGGCAAGAAAAAGAGCAAUCGAAGCAGACCCUGGAAGUAUUUGCAACGGCAGAGAACAACCGAGGAGAUGACACCCUUGGACACGGAAGUUAAAAAAAGCGGAAUCGUUGUGGAGGCGAAUCAGGGACUAAUUGCCACGGUCGCCAAUGCUGAUAGCAAUGGAUUUCAAAAGACUACUGUUAAUAAUGGUAUAGAGAUAGAUUUUAAUGCAAUGCCUUCAAGCCCAUUACUUCCUGGACAAGAUACAUUAAGUCACACAUCUUCAAUAUGUAGUCGAAAAGACUCUGGAAUUCGCAGCAAUAGUAGACGUAGCAGUAUACAGCAACAAUUAUUUUUAAUGAAUGGAAUGGCUCAAGGUGAUUUAUUGGGACCAAGAGUGAGUGGUUAUUAUACAUCAAAUUCUACGCUUAAUUCUACUCAAGAACAUUCAUCUUCUAUUCCACCAUAUCCAUUCCCUCCAGCUGUAACUGAUACAUUUGGUGCAUGUUUUCAUAAGCUUAGAAAACAAUCUGACCUACAACUUAUCAGAUGCGUGCAAGACAAUGUUUCGUCACAACGUUCGUACUUUGUUAAACCACCCUUAUCGAGUGUCACACUUUUCUUCAAAAAUAAAGAAAUGGAAAAAGAGUAUCGUGAAAAUGCUCACAAAGCCUCAGAGAGCAUUGGUGGCAAUCCACCGACCUUAGCCACCUCACGUUUUAAUACUUAUUUAGAUAUUCUUAUCUCGGCUCUCGUUUAUACAAAUAUAACGGUAUCAUUGUUUCUGCUAUGCAAACCCACUACCCACUACUUUGUUUUCUUUGGAAUAGCCACUCUUGUACAAAUAUUUGCAGUAACAUUGUGUAUUCGUCAACUAUUUGAUCCAAAUGCGAUGCACGUCACUUUUGCCCAUAACAUCUUUAAAUUUUUCUCAAAGUGGUAUCCGUGGCAUGUAUGUGGAGCCAUUCUUGUUGGCCUGCCCAUCGUCUCCAUCCUCAUGAAUUUUACUUGCAAUAGCUUGCAUUCGAACCUUAAACAUUUCGAAUAUUACUACAGCUAUCUCGUCGUCGUUGGAUUAGUUCAUUUUUGCAAUUUUACUCAACUUAACUGUUGGAUGAAGAAUCUGCUUGUCACUAUUGCAGGGAUAUUUUUUAUUUACUUAUUCAUGAAUCAUGUCUCAUAUAACCAGCAUACAAUAGUUACACUACAACCAAAUAUUUUCAAGGAAUUAAAUAUCAAAUUGGGCAACACUUCUUCGACAAUAGAUCGUCCAUUACUUCCAAUUUCACCUCUGAGUGCGGAUAAUUUUCCGUCCUCAAAUAACGUAAAACCAAUGCCGUCCGAAGUUUCCAAUAACGAAGACAACAAAUUACCAAAGAUAACUGACUCUCAGAGUGAAAAGUCACGCAAGUACAACGAGCGGCUCUACACGUCGGAAGUUUUUCUUGAUUUUGGCUUGUUACUGUUGCUCGUUUGGUUCUUAAACCGUGAAUUCGAGAUCAGUUACAGAUUGAGUUUCCAUGGUAAUGCUGUGGCAGCCCGUGACAAGAGCCGCGUUCAGUCGAUGAAGAACCAGGCCGAUUGGUUGUUGCAUAAUAUCAUACCAAAGUACGUUGCCGAUCAGCUCAAAACUACCGCCAAGUACUCGCAAAACCACAAGGCAGUUGGUAUCAUAUUCGCCAGUAUCGUAAAUUUUAACGAACUUUACGAUGAAUCGUAUCUCAGGGGAAAAGAGUAUCUGCGAGUACUCAAUGAACUAAUCGGAGACUUCGACGAGUUAUUAGAGAAACAAGACUAUUCUAACGUUGAGAAGAUUAAAACGAUCGGCAGUACUUUCAUGGCAGCGAGUGGCUUAAAUCCUCAGGUUAGGCAGCAAAGUGAGCACGAGUACACGCAUAUCUAUCAACUUCUUGACUUCGCGAUAGCUAUGCACAAGGUCAUCUACGAUUUCAACCAAGAUCUUCUCGGCUUUAAACUGAUUUUACGCGUAGGUUUUAAUUAUGGUGACGUGACUGCCGGUGUAAUAGGCGCCACCAAGCUUUAUUAUGAUAUAUGGGGUGAUGCUGUCAAUAUUGCAUCGAGGAUGGACUCGACAGGCGUUGCUGGAGAGAUUCAGUUCGCUAGCAACUGUCUGGACGUGAUUUCUGAUAGAUACAAUUAUGAGCCCCGCGGGCAAGUGUACGUGAAAGGCAAAGACAACAUGAAUGCGUUUCUAUUAAAGGGUAAGAAGAGUUGAGUCGAUUAUAUCUGCCAGGCUUGAUUUACUCAUAGUGGCAAAUGAAAAUGAACACUCGAAACAUCGAGAUCUUUCGAAAUUAGGCUGAACUAUUAUGUAGAUUUAUAUGAAAGAAAAAUCGAAAGGCCCAAAAUGGACGUUGGGACGGACGACGGUUGGAAAAUGAAUUUUCCGAAACA